GAAACACCCAAACCCUCUCAUUUUUUUUCUUAAAGAAAACUACUUUCACAGAGAGAGUUUUAUACCCUCCCCUAAGAAAAAACAACCAUCAACAAGGAGAUUUUUUUAAGUUUAUAUCAAUAUUAAAAUGGGGUUCCAUCAAACUCAUGAAACAAACCAAGUUCUUCUUUCUAAGAUUGCUAUCAGCGACGGUCACGGCGAGGAUUCACCCUAUUUCGACGGGUGGAAAGCGUACGAUAACGAUCCGUUUCACCCGGAGAAUAAUCCUUCAGGUGUUAUUCAGAUGGGUUUAGCAGAAAAUCAGCUUUCUCCCGACUUGCUUGUCGAUUGGAUUAAAAAACAUCCGAAAGCUUCGAUUUGUACCGACGAAGGUCUCCUGAACUUCAAGGACAUUGCUAACUUCCAAGAUUACCACGGCUUGCCAGAGUUUCGAAAUGCGAUUGCGAGUUUUAUGGGGAAGGCGAGGGGUGGGAGGGUGAAAUUCGACCCAAGUCGGAUCGUGAUGGGCGGCGGUGCUACUGGGGCGAGCGAAGCCGUCAUCUUUUGUUUAGCCGAUCCGGGCGAUGCCUUUUUGAUUCCUUCUCCAUAUUAUGCAGCGUUUGAUAGAGAUCUUCAAUGGAGAACACGAGCACAAAUAAUUCCAGUUCAUUGCAACAGCUCGAACAACUUCCAAAUCACAAGGGAAGCCUUGGAAGUAGCAUAUAAAAAGGCUGAAGAAAGCAAUAUCAAAGUAAAGGGUCUUAUAAUAACCAAUCCUUCAAAUCCCUUAGGCACAAUAUACGAUCGUGACACUCUCAAAAGCCUUGUCAACUUUGUGAAUGACAAUAAUAUUCACUUAGUUUGCGAUGAAAUUUACUGUGCCACUGUCUUCAAAUCCCCAAGCUUCAUUAGCAUUGCUGAAAUUAUUGAAGAAAUGGACCAUUGCAAGAAGGAACUCAUUCAUAUACUUUCUAGUUUGUCCAAAGAUAUGGGACUCCCUGGUUUUAGGGUUGGAAUUCUUUAUUCUUAUAACGAUACUGUCGUGAGCAUUGCUCGUAAGAUGUCGAGUUUUGGCUUAGUUUCAUCCCAAACGCAACAUUUGCUCGCUGCUAUGCUCUCCGAUGACGAGUUUGUUGACAACUUUUUGGUUGAAAACUCAAAACGGCUCGCAAAAAGACAUGCAAGAUUCACAAAAGAGCUAGAGAAAAUGGGAAUCACUUGCUUGAAUGGCAAUGCGGGGCUUUUUGUAUGGAUGGAUUUGAGGAAGCUAUUAAAAGACCAAAGCUUUGAAUCAGAAAUGGAGCUUUGGCGAGUGAUUAUCAAUGAAGUGAAGCUCAAUGUUUCUCCUGGCUCAUCCUUUCGUGUCACUGAGCCAGGUUGGUUUCGAGUUUGUUUUGCAAACAUGGACGAUAACACCGUCGAUGUUGCUCUCGGUAGAAUCCAUAGCUUCGUUGGAAAGAUCGACAAAAAGGAAAACAAUACCAUCCCAAUGCCACCAAAGAAGAAGCCUCGAGAGAAUAAGCUAAGGUUAAGCUUCUCGUUCUCUGGGAGAAGAUAUGAGGAGGGCAACGUUCUUAAAUCUCCCCACAUGAUGUCACCUCACUCCCCGUUAGUGAGAGCCAAGACUUAAUGAGGAUGAGUUAUUUGACAUUGACUUUUUCUAAAAAGUGUUUUUUUAGAGUUAAUCAAUAGCUAUUUUUCAAAAUUUUCAUAUAUACUUUGAAAUUUUUAAAACCAUCUGUGAAAGAAAGUAUUUUCACUCCAAAAAAAACACUUCUUUCAAAAGUCAUCUUAAACUUAUCCGCAAUCCACCUACUUAUGAGG
Molecule: messenger RNA, 1803 nt
Organism: Cucumis sativus (cucumber)
Lineage: Eukaryota; Viridiplantae; Streptophyta; Magnoliopsida; Cucurbitales; Cucurbitaceae
Gene: CS-ACS1
Product: 1-aminocyclopropane-1-carboxylate synthase CMW33
Biological process (GO): amino acid metabolic process; biosynthetic process
Molecular function (GO): transaminase activity; pyridoxal phosphate binding
Source: RefSeq, marked provisional